UGUACCCUGACUAUUGAGUAAGUAAAUACGUAAAUACUUUGGCAGAAGAAUAACAAGGAACUAUUCUACUAGUAUUCGAAUUCUCAAACUUCUCGAGUGUUUUGUUUUCCUAGCUGGCAAUAAAACACAUUUAAACAAAACUUGAGGCCUGCCUUUAUUACUGUUAACGUCUUGUAUCAGUAUGGCUGCUACGGAACCAAUUGAAGUUGGGAAGAAUCGAUACCCCUUUUGCAUUGUUUGGACCCCAAUCCCUCUAAUCACGUGGAUUUUCCCUUUCAUAGGACACAUGGGGAUAUGCACAAGUACUGGAAUUAUUAGGGAUUUUGCUGGAUCUUACCAUGUUUCUGAAGAUCAGAUGGGUUUUGGAGAUCCCACAAAGUAUUUACAACUUGAAAUUUCAAAAGUUCCAGGUGGUGUUUCUGCUUGGGAUCGGGCUGUCCAAGAUGCUUCUGAAGAAUACAAAAGUCACAUGCACAACCUUUUCUGUGAUAACUGCCAUUCACAUGUAGCCCUUGCGUUAAACAAUAUGGCAUAUCCUGGAAAAAGGAAUUGGAACAUGGUUGCUCUAUGUUGGCUGAUGUUAUUUCGUGGGAAACAUAUUGGUUGUUCAGGUUUCUUGAGAACAUGGACCCCAUCUGUUUUCCUUCUUACAAUAAUUGCUGUGAUACUGGUGUUUAUAGCUUAAUGCGUAGAUCCUGCCAAGGAAUGUCUACUGUAAAAUGAGCUGCUUUAAUAAAGUUUUUCAUGAUGUGUGCACAAAAUUACCUAGUAAAGUUGCUCCACAUCAUUAGCUUUCAA
Messenger RNA from Daphnia magna, 798 nucleotides. Its product is annotated as transmembrane protein 222. The transcript is spliced from 5 exons. NCBI's taxonomy places the organism in Eukaryota, Metazoa, Arthropoda, Branchiopoda, Diplostraca, Daphniidae. The record is from RefSeq and is a predicted model, not a curated record. The coding region runs from base 182 to 685 and encodes 167 amino acids.